AUGGGCUUCAUCCGAGCCACCUUCAGCACGGCCGCCGCCAUGCUGGGCGCCGCCCGCGCCUGCGGCUGCACGCCCACCGUCCACCUCGACCAGGGCACCGUCAAGGGCUUCACCCAGAACGACACGAACGUCUACCUGGGCAUCCCCUUCGCCGAGUCCACCGCCGGCCAGAACCGCUGGAAGGCGCCCGUCGCCCUGACCUCGUUCCCCGGCGGGAGCGUCGAUGCGACCGCGUACGGCCCGUCCUGCGCGCAGGCCAUGUCCGGCAACGCCAUCACCGCGCAGAGCGAGGACUGCCUGAACCUGAACAUCUGGACGCCGCAGCAGGGCGCCAAGGGCCUGCCGGUCUUUGUGUACAUCUACGGCGGUGCGAUGGUCACGGGCGGCAGCAGCAAUUCCCAGUGGCAGGGGUUCAACUUUGCGCGCAAGGACGUGGUCUAUGUCAACUUCAACUACCGCGAGAGUCUGUAUGCGUCGCCGAAUGCGCCGGAGCUUGAAGGGCAGAGCCAGAACUUUGGUAUUAUGGACGUUGAGAUGGCGGUGCAGUGGGUGUAUGAUAACAUCGAGGCCUUCGGCGGAGACAAGUCGCGCAUCGUCCUGGGCGGCCACUCGUCCGGCGGCGUGCACGUCGACCACUACCUCUGGAACCACCCCUCGACCUUCCUCGCCGGCGCCAUCGAGAUGUCCGCCAACGCCCAGUCCGGACCCGCCAUCACCCCCUCAGGCGUCGGCCUCAAGCAGGUCGUGCAGGACAUGCUCGACGCCGGCGUCUCCCUCGCCUGCACCGCCGACGACUACACCCUCGACUGCCUGCGCGCCGCCGACACCUACGCCUUCCAAACAUCCUACUUCAACUCCACCUCCAACACCUGGUUCUCGCCUGUCAUCGACGGCUUCACCCGCUUCGCCAGCUACGCCGACCGCUUCGCCGCCGGCAACUACCCCACCUCCCUCCCCCUGAUCGUCGGCAACUCCGACAAGGAAGGCGCGCUGUUCGGCUACGUCUACGGGUCCGAGGACACCGACUUCGCCAAAUGGAUCGCCACCUUCGACGCGGACAUCGCCUUCGUCCCAUCCGACGAGCUGCUCUCCGCUUACAAUGAAGCCGACUACUCCUCCGUCUCCCAAAUGAGCGGCGCCUCCUACGGCGACGCCCGCUUCUUCUGCGCAACCGACUACCUCCUCGACAUCCGCGCCGCGUCCCAACCAACCUGGAUCUACCGCUGGUUCGGACAGUACGACAACGUCCUGCCGAUCCCGAACCUGGGCCCCAGCCACGGCUCCGAGGUGCCCUUCUUCCACGGCGGCGAGGAGUGCUUCUCCGGGAUUUCCGGCGUCACUGCCGACGAGCAGCUGCUCGCCGAUUACAUGAAUGAUUGGUUUGUGGCGUGGAUCAAGGAUCCUUCCGCUGGGCCGGGAUGGGAGCAGGCGGUCCCUACUGAUGGGCCUCUUGCGCGUCUGGGUGUUCCCGGGGAUGAGGAGGCCGUUGUUAUGAGUACCACGGGUCAGUAUAAUGCGCGGUGCCAGAAGACGUUUAAGCCGAAUUACCCUGCCUACCCGAAGGUGCUGAACCCGGUGGAGUUGGCGGCUAGCUCUUAG
Messenger RNA from Aspergillus mulundensis, 1599 nucleotides. Its product is annotated as Carboxylic ester hydrolase. Bases 1 to 1599 code for a protein of 532 amino acids. NCBI's taxonomy places the organism in Eukaryota, Fungi, Ascomycota, Eurotiomycetes, Eurotiales, Aspergillaceae. The transcript is spliced from 2 exons. The record is from RefSeq and is a predicted model, not a curated record.